Molecule: messenger RNA, 2287 nt
Organism: Phasianus colchicus (ring-necked pheasant)
Lineage: Eukaryota; Metazoa; Chordata; Aves; Galliformes; Phasianidae
Gene: DNAJC15
Product: DnaJ heat shock protein family (Hsp40) member C15
Biological process (GO): protein import into mitochondrial matrix
Cellular component (GO): PAM complex, Tim23 associated import motor
Molecular function (GO): ATPase activator activity
Source: RefSeq, a predicted model, not a curated record
CUAUACACAGACAACAAGUAAGGUGCAAAAAUACAAGCCCUGAGGUCAAAAGGACACAUCCCAACCCCCUCCCCACCAUCACCCGUACAACUAACUGCCCGCCUUCAGUGAGGCGGGGGCCACCAGAUUCGGAGGGGGCGGAGGCGACGACAAAGCCGAGAAGACCGAGCCACGCCGGUGACCGUUCUCCCCCCCGCCUCCCCCCGCACACACUCCACACACACACCCCACACAAAACGCUGCGGUACCGCCCGCUCCCUCUCCGCCUCCGCGAGGCGGGGUCAGAGCUGAGCGGCACGGGCGGCGCUUUGCCUUUCGCCUCCUCAACUGCUUUGUCCCUCUGGGCGGCCCGUAGCGGCGCCGUCACGCCUGCCAUCAUGGAGGGAGCCGGGGCUUCCUCCGAGGCGUUGCGCUACGCCGAGUACGCUAGGGGCCCUACGGGCGCCGGCAAGGGCCAAACCGAGCUGGACCGGAGACUGGCCAGAUCUAUGAUAGCAGUUGGACUCGGUGUGGCAACUGUUGCAUUUGCAGGUCGUUAUGCAUUCCACCUUUGGAAGCCAUUGGGGCAGGCAAUUACAGAGACAGCAAAAAAGAUUUCAACUUCUAGUCUCUCAUUAUACUAUAAAGGAGGAUUUGAGCAGAAAAUGAGUAGGCGAGAAGCAAGUCUUAUUUUAGGUGUAAGUCCAUCUGCUGACAAGGCCAAAAUCAGAGCAGCCCAUAGAAGAAUCAUGAUCUUGAAUCAUCCUGAUAAAGGUGGAUCACCUUACUUAGCAACAAAAAUAAAUGAAGCAAAAGACUUGCUGGAGUCCAGUACCAAAAAUUGAAAUCCUAAGACUUGCAUCGCAGAAAAACAAAAUAAAAAAAACAGCAGAAAACACACACAAAACCACCUUGCUUCUUAUGCAUUUUUCUCUGGAAGAUUCAACAGAUACAGUGUGCAACAGCUUUCAUAUCUACUUGUUCUGCACAGUUGGUUAACAGUGUACUGGAUGUUUAUAUUGUUGAAAUUAAAGAUUUAAGACUAUUUAAAAACAAACUGAAUUCUUUUACAGCUAUGUCUCAGUUUUAGUGUAUUUCUAAUAAAUUCUGACACAGUGUAUUUCUACUGAAUUCUGACACAUUACAAGCUUAGAGAAUUCUCUUAAAAUGUUUUUCUUUGGAAGUAGUACUUCUGUGAAACUUGGAACUUCUAAAAAUUAAAUGUGUCUUGAAUAUAGACUUUACCUUCAUUGAUGAAGAUGAUAAUUGUCAGAAAAUGUGUAAUAAUGUAUUCAGUCAGUGCAUGGGGUCAUGGCAGACUCAUAUGGCAACUUUUCAGCAUCACCUUACAUACAGUGGAAAUGAAGAAGGCAUGUCCACAUGGUGUAGGGUCAGAUGGGUUUUUAUAAUCUGUUUAUUAGAUAAAUUAGUCAAAUCACACACUGGUGUGUGAUUGAUACAGCAGGGAGCAAACGUGGCUGAACCCCUUAAUAGCAGUUUCUUUGCUUAUUGCUUUGUAGACUUUCCAAGUUAGGUCUACAUUAGUUCUCACAUCACCCAGUUGUGGGUGGCCAUAUUUGUUUUUUUCCUUGAAAGGAUGAAAGAAUAUGACAGUUUUCUGUUGUUUUGUUUUUAAUAUAUUGCAUAAUUCCCAUUUUGUCACAAUUUCCUUGUAUUAGGGAAAGAUGACAAAAUUUAAUUUGACUCUGACCAAAAAUACUAAAUAUGGGUGAGUUAAAGACUUCCUGACAUAUAGUGUCAUUUCCUGACAAAAAAGGGUGCAUGGAGAAUCCUGCUUGGUAGUGGGCAUACACACUUGUGUCAUUUAACUAAUUCUGUAAUACAAAAGGCUUGUGUAUGAGCAGGAAAAAAAAACAAACAAAAAAACUAUGAGGGCUGUCACUGUGGGAGGAGAGAAGUGGGAUGGUGUCCCUAAUUUUCUGAAGUGGAACCUGUGUGUGAUCUGAGUCAUUGCCCAAAAUGAAAAUUGAUGUCUAUGUUAGGUAGCCACAAUAUUCCUCCUAAUAAUUUUGAACUGACAAGCUGUUGUUUUCACGUGAUUGCCUUUUCUUUUUGCUGAGUAAAAUGAAGUAUAGAGAGCUAAAGUAUCGGUUGAAACCAAUGCAUUGGAGAUUGCUAAUCUAGUUCUUCUCUUACAAAUCAACUUUCUAUAUCUUUAUAGGGAGUAUGUUUUUAUUUUUUGUGAGAUUGUGUUGUUGGUCAUUUUCUUCCUGAUCUCAUUAUUCGUACCUGAUUAUUUUGGAAGAAACACUUCUUUUUCUGGUAUUCAGUUAUGACAAAAGAUUGU